Molecule: messenger RNA, 917 nt
Organism: Cokeromyces recurvatus
Lineage: Eukaryota; Fungi; Mucoromycota; Mucoromycetes; Mucorales; Mucoraceae
Product: CYTH-like domain-containing protein
Exons: 5
Coding region: 28-909 (293 amino acids)
Molecular function (GO): polynucleotide 5'-phosphatase activity
Source: RefSeq, a predicted model, not a curated record
UUUUUUUUUAAUUCUUUUAUUAUCAAAAUGGAGUCAAAAAAGAGAAAAGUAGAAGACUUGGAAUCUUCUUCUUCCAAUAAUAAUGAACCUCCUACUAAAAAGGUACAGCAACAACAACCGGUUAUUACAUACAGGGAGCCUUCUAUUUUGAAUAUAAGGCCCUUGGAUGAUAUUACGAAAUAUAUUGCUGAUCUUAUUGCUACUCAUUGUCAACAAGAAAAUGUAGAGAUCGAGGCUAAAUUAGGUCGAUUCAUUGAUAAAGCUACAAAGGAAAGGUUAAACAUGGGUGCCAUCACAGAAACAAUCAUUCCAUCGGAUCAGAUGAGAUUCUAUCGAUUUGAAUCAAACAUGCCGUUAGAACAACAUCGUCAUUUUAAUAAAAUGCUUAAUGAUAUGGUGACUCGAACACAAGCGCGUGAAUACAAAGGAGAACGUAUUAAAUAUAAACAUACUAUAGAAACCGAUCGUUUUUAUGAAAUGCCCAGAUCAAAAGGAAAAUGGAGAGUAACUACAGAUCAAGCCACUGGACAGAUUAUACCUAAUGGCAUUAUUGAAAAGAAACGUAUUGUUGAUUUAAACAUUCAUGCACCUAAUCAGCCUUUAGAUUAUAGAAUAUCAAUUAAUAUUGAAAUACCUCGUACAAAACCGACUACCAAACCAGUCUAUGAACGUAAUAAAGAUCGUAUCUCUUAUCAACAUGGCGGUAUUGCAUUUGAUUUAACUCAAGUGAAAGGAGGCACUAAUGAUCCUGAAAUACGUCAUGAAUUAGAACUUGAAUUUGCAGAUGCAAAGAUAUUAGCUGCUGAAAAACGCAAGCACGACAAAAAAGAACCUUCUCAAUAUACACACAUGAUAGAAAUUUUUGUGAACAAUAUUCGAAUAUUAAGUCGCAAUGCUUUAAAAUUAUAAAAUGUACU